CUUGCCCUCCUGUGCGCGGGUAGGCUUCCUACGCGAGGCCGAGGCUGCGGGGCCUAUUCGGAAGGCAUGCUGAAAGUAAAGAUCCUCUUCGUUGGCCCCAGCGAGUCUGGAAAAUCUGUUUUGGCAAACUUCUUGUCAGAGAGCACAGAAGGCAUCGGCAGCUAUAUCCCUACACAAGGGGUGAGAAUCCUGGAAUAUGAGAAGCCCAAUAUCAAUGAAAACAGCAAAGCCACAGAGUAUCGGUUUGAAUUGUGGGAUUGUGGAGGUGACCAAAAGUUUGAGACCUGCUGGCCAGCUCUGAUGAAGGACUCUCAUGGCGUCGUCAUAGUCUUCAACCCAGACUUGCCCAGUCACCUGAAGGAAAUUGAGAUGUGGUAUUCCUGCUUUGUGCAGCAGCAGCAGCUGCUCGAGAGUCAGUGUCUGCUCAUUGCACACCACAAGCCAGGCAGUGGAGGAGACACAGAGAGCCUCAUCUUGCCUUCACCCCUGAGCAGGUUGCCUCUGAUACACUCCAGUCUUGAAGAAGAGCCUGAGGACGUCCGGAUGGAAUUUGUGAAAUAUCUUAAGAGCAUUAUCAACUUGGUGAACGAGAACCGGGACAAGGAAGAGAUGCUGAUUAUCAUGUGAAAGGCAGAGACGUUUUUCGUGGGACAGAAAAUAACCAUCCGAAAAAGAGAGAAGAGGGGA
This is a messenger RNA of Euleptes europaea (tarantolino), 687 nucleotides long. It is a transcript of the gene IFT22, whose product is annotated as intraflagellar transport 22. NCBI's taxonomy places the organism in Eukaryota, Metazoa, Chordata, Lepidosauria, Squamata, Sphaerodactylidae. The transcript has 5 exons. The coding region runs from base 67 to 627 and encodes 186 amino acids. The record is from RefSeq and is a predicted model, not a curated record. Gene Ontology annotation, cellular component: endomembrane system. Gene Ontology annotation, biological process: intracellular protein transport. Gene Ontology annotation, molecular function: GTPase activity.